AUGUCUGAACAGAAUGUGGACGAAUACGAGCACUACAACUACGAUCAGGACAAGUAUGUGAACACCGGUCACGGCGGCAAACAGAGGACCAAGAAGGAGGUGUCCGAUCACACCAACCACAACGACCCCAACGGUCACACCAGGAAAAUAGUGAACAAAUUGCAGAAUACGGAGCAUAAGAAGCCACAAACUAAGGUCGAAAAGAGGCCCAGCAUUAGCUAA
Molecule: messenger RNA, 222 nt
Organism: Medioppia subpectinata
Lineage: Eukaryota; Metazoa; Arthropoda; Arachnida; Sarcoptiformes; Oppiidae
Source: the annotation of a GenBank genome assembly